This is a messenger RNA of Python bivittatus (Burmese python), 2248 nucleotides long. Lineage: Eukaryota; Metazoa; Chordata; Lepidosauria; Squamata; Pythonidae. The record is from RefSeq and is a predicted model, not a curated record.
CAUUUCCUUCGCUCCUCCAAGUACAAAAAAGUGACUCAUAUAGAAAUCCAGGCUUCUUGGUCCUGCCUGUACAUUGUUGUUGUUACUGUUUGGCCAUAAUGCUGUUUUCAUUCCCUGUGAUCAGGAGAAUAUUUCUGAUGUUGAUGUUAGCCAGCCUACUCAUCCUCAGCUACCUUCUGCAUGAGAUGCUCCUCAAGACUAUUGCCCUCAGUGGCCCCCAGGGAAGUUCCACCAGACAGUCAGGAAAAGCUUAUGAUCAAGACUUCUGCCUUAAGUUAAUGGAAGACAGAUUUUGUGAGAAAGGCCAGACAGAUCCAUGCAGGACUAAUGUGCAGAAGAAAAAGGAGGAGGAAGUAAAUAACAUCCUUGCCAGAUUAGACCAGCAGAUGCCCAGUGUUACUUUUACUGAUAUAAAAUCCACUACAAGUGCCAAGAACAGCAAGGCCACUCUGUUGAACCGAAAGGACUCCUACUGUGUGGGGGAGCACUUGCUGGUUCAGCUGGAUUUGUACGACUACUUGGGGAAGAAGAAGGAGUAUGGUGGAGACUUCUUAAGAGCAAGGAUCUUCUCACAAAAUCUCAAGGCUGGAGCUUCUGGACACAUCAAGGACUACAGGAAUGGAACCUACCUGGUGAAUUUCACCUUAUUUUGGGAGGGUAAAGUCAGAGUUUCUGUCUUACUCAUACAUCCCAGUGAAGCGGUUUCUGCCCUGUGGGCUGCAAGAAAGAAAGGCUAUGACAAAAUAGCAUUCGUAGGCAGAUUUUUGAAUGGAACUUCAGAUGUUUCCACUGAAUGUGGUUUCCGCAUAUCCACAAACUCAGAACUUUGUGAAUAUGGAGAUGAACAAGACCAAGAAGCCUUCUAUUGCGUGAAACCAAAGAACUUGCCUUGUGAAGCUUUUGUUCGUCUGAUGACUAACAACAAGCCAGUAUCCUACCUCACAGUCCAGGAACAGAGCCUUUUGACCAGGAAGAAAGUCGACAUCGAGCAAGAAAUGUGUGGUUGGGAUGGAUUCUCCGCUGCCCAGUGGCUUCAUCUGGCAGAACCAGUGGUACCCUGUCUUCUGCAGUUUGGCCAGUUUCGGGACCUUGGAUCAAAUUUACACGUGCUUAAGAAGAAAGCUGAUUUACUUCUUGGGAGACUCAACAGUGCGGCAGUGGAUAGAGCAUCUCACAAACACACCCUAAAGUAUUUUGACACCCAUGGAACUGGGAAUCUCCAGAAUUUGCUUGCCGUGGACAUAGCAAGAAACGUUCAGGUCAGCUGGAAGAAACAUGGCCACCCCAUCAUCACUGUUCAUGAAUAUACGGUGAAAGAUCACAGCUACAUGGCUCGGGAGAUUGACAGCGUGGCAGGAGACAGUGACACAGUGAUCGUUGUUUCCUUGGGCCAGCAUUUCCGCCCAUUUCCUAUUGAGCUCUUCAUUCGAAGGGCAAUUAAUGUGCGGGAAGCCAUCCAGCGCCUUCUCUGGAGAAGCCCAGAUACGAAGGUCAUCAUCAAGGCAGAGAACAUCCGGGAGAUGCAUACGGAUCCAGAACGGUUCAGUAACUUCCAUGGCUAUGCCCAGUAUCUUGCCGCAAGAGACAUUUUCCAGGAUCUCAAAAUCGGCAUUGUUGAUGCCUGGGACAUGACAACUGCUUAUGAGACCAGGGAUGUUCACCCACCAUCUUAUGUGGUAGGGAAUCAAAUUAAUAUGUUCUUAACUUUUAUCUGUUAAAGAGGUUCCGCAAACAGGGUUUGAAAACACAGUGAGAUGAAACGGAUGAUUUUCAUCCGAAAUCUUCAUAUGUGAGUGUCUUGGGAGCUUCAGCUGAGGCCCCGCUCCAAAUAACUGUGUAACUAGAUCUCUACAUCCAAGAAGAUACAUGUUUCUCCAGCAGAAGUGUUUUUCCCUCCCAUCGCAGGCUACAAGCCAACUCUAAACCAGAGGAGAUUUCUAUAGCAGUUUCUAAGAGGAUGGAGCUAUUGUCAAGGGGAACUGGGGUACCUUGUCCACAUCUUUGGCAUUCCUAAAAGACUACACCAGAUUGCCUACAGCAAGAUGACCAAAUAUUUUUAAGAUUCAGCAUCAUGCUGGACAGCGAAGCAUGCAUUACAUUUAGGAGGCAAACUGUACUGUCUUGCCAGAGAUUAUUCAGAUGACCUUACAAUCCACAGUCCAUCUGUCUCCACAUGCCUCUUCUAAAACAGGAUUAGAGUCUAAAUCUGCCUCAUCAAGUAGUUGUUACAAUAAAGAUGGUAAAAGGC